Messenger RNA from Vigna radiata var. radiata (mung bean), 1399 nucleotides. Its product is annotated as protein yippee-like. NCBI's taxonomy places the organism in Eukaryota, Viridiplantae, Streptophyta, Magnoliopsida, Fabales, Fabaceae. The coding region runs from base 809 to 1198 and encodes 129 amino acids. The transcript has 6 exons. The record is from RefSeq and is a predicted model, not a curated record. Gene Ontology annotation, cellular component: ubiquitin ligase complex.
AAUAUGGUACUUGAAUACCAUUCUGGCAGGCCUGGAUUUCUGGGUGCUCUUGGUGAGCUAGAUUGUGCGGUAGAUAAUAAAGUAUACUCUGAUGGAUUCAUUGGAAAAGGGCCUAAAAUUGAUGGUGAUAAAAGCCCAAAGUACUAUGAAUUCUUCGGAUAUGCUGUAUUAUCUACUUCACUGUGUCAAAUGUUUGUCAUGGCUAACCCCCAUGAAGAGAGUCCAUCAAUAGUCCCCAAUGCCCAAUAUCAGUGGACAGUACUUCCAUUUGGCCUCAUAUUGUAAUGUUUCUUAAAAACAACUGAAAUUGUAUUACUCUGAUAAACAUGUAUAACUAAUUGGAUAUAUAAACUAUGGAGAAGUUAUUGUGCGAUAUAAGUAUUAUGUUAUUAAUAUUUAAUGAUAUACUAAAUCGUAUAGAUAGAUACAAGUACAUUAACUCACAUUUCAUUAAGAAAGUUUUAAUUAAGAAUUGUUUAUAUAUACAUUUCAAUCAAAUUUAAUUUUCUCAGAAUCCAAACCAACCCAAGCAUUUUAAAAAUAAAACUAGAAUGACCUAAGCUCUUUUAACUUCCAAAUUCAGUAUGUUUUAUAUUAUUUAAGUACAAGUAAGGUGUGUAAAGUAGGUAGGUAUGUUCCUUAUAUGCAUCAUAAACGAUUGAACAAAAUAAAUAAAAUAUAACAACCAACAAAUGAACAACCUUAGCAGUGUCCUAUGCCUUAUCGCCUUUCACAAAAAUAUGAAAAUACAAAUAUUAAAAAACACAAUAAUCUUCAACCAUUGUAGCAAUUGUCACAACACAGACUAAUGGGGAGAUUGUUUGUGGUGAAUCUGGAAGGAAAGAUCUAUAGCUGCAAACACUGUCAUACCCAUCUUGCUCUUUACGAUGACAUCUACUCAAAGACAUUCCACUGCAGACAUGGGAAAGCUUAUCUCUUCAAUAAGGUUGUGAAUGUUUCUAUUGGAGAAAUGGAGGACAGACAGAUGAUAACAGGGUUACAUACCGUGGCUGACAUUUUCUGUGUGGGUUGUGGAUCGAUUGUGGGUUGGCAAUAUGAAACUGCCUAUGAAAAAAACCAGAAGUACAAGGAAGGAAAAUCCGUGCUUGAACGGUACAAAGUGUCAGGUCCGGAUGGAAGCAAUUAUUGGAUGAGUCAUGAGGCACAUGUUGGUGGAAGUGAUGCAGAUGAUGCUUAGUCAUCCUACCAUUCACAAUUGUACAUUCCCCAACCCUGUGUUGUUCGAUGAGUUUAGCUUUAUGGGGGAAAUUUCACAAAAACAACACAUUGUCAAAUUCUGUUGUCAAUAACGUUAUUUAAGUACAUCUAAUUCUUGGUUUAAUGCUUUAUUUUAAAAUAAAAAACCGAUUCAAACUUCUAAUGUAUCCUGUUUUUUUAA